UCAUCCUGAUAGUUUUUGUUUGUUUUGUGAUUUAGAAACUUUCAUAACAAAUAUGGAGAAUUUUCUUUCCACAAUUUUAAGUUUUAGAUCUAGUUAGAUAGAUUUAUCUAGUAUAGUAAGUGUAGCCUUCGGGAUUGUGCAGCUUUAGAGGAGUAGCAUAGUUUCAAUACAAAGAACAUACACAUUAUGAGAAAACUAAAAUAGUCGCUGUAGCCUCUUCAGUGUGUCAAUAAUCAAACUUUAGAAAUGAUUGCUUUAUCUGGACCUUCAGGAUUCCACGGUGCCCCGGUGACCAAGUUUAUCCUGUGUCAUGCCUUCAUGACCUAUUUGUUGUUUUCGUUUCCGCUUCAACAUUUUCAGUAUUUAUUUCGCUACAACCAGGAAGUAUUGGCCACCAAUCAGUUCAAGAGAAUGUUUUUUUCUAAACUGGUUUUCUUGGAUCUACCAGACCUCCUGUUCACUGCCAUGUUGAUCUACAAUUUUAGAAUGUUUGAGAGAAGAUUUGGCUCACGAAAAUUUGUGUCACAUUUGUUAGCCACACUUCUGCUGGGAAGUUUGUUAGAGUUAAUGGCCUUUGCAGUUCUUAACAGACUAGAAAUUAGAUUAGGGGACAUGCCUACAGGAUUGUUCAGUUUGGUGUUUCCUUUGUAUGUCCCACUCUACUGCACUGUGCCUCGAGUAGCUCUGGUGACUCUUUUGGGGGUUCCUGUGACAGGAAAGACUAUCAACUAUAUCCUUGGUCUGCAGAUGGCUACAUCUAGAAUAGAGAACCUUGUGGUGGUAGCCUGUGCUCUGGUCUCUGGGAUAUUAUGGAGAGUAAAUUUCCUCAAGAUUCAAAAGUUUCUACAGGUUCCAAAACUUGUGGGCAAUCAGUUUGAUUAUUGCCUGGGUAGAUUUCUGGAGUCUCCUGUGUCUAAAUCCCUUGCAUUGCCUAUGGGAGCCACACUGGAGUUGCAGCAGAGGGAGAGGAUGGAUCGACUGGAACAGCAGAUGAUGAUGUCUGCCUUACAAGCCAGCAGACGUGUAGAGAUUGGUAGACCUCAGCCAUUAGAUUUGGCUGCAGGGUCAAAUUUAUUUGACAGCUUGAAUAUGAAUAGGCAUAUACAGCGCAGUCAGUCAGGUGCUUCACAUAACAUUGGUGAUAAUAAUGUUUCAGAAGAACAGGUUCGUCGAUUUGUUGAAAUGGGAUUCAGCGAUGAACGUGCACGUCAAGCUUUAAGGUCAGCCAAUAACAACCCCACCCUAGCAACCAACUUUUUAUUGCAGAAUAUGUAGGAUAAUCUCCAGUGCCAGUGCAGCAGGUGUUGGUGGCAACUUCAUAAUAAAACGAUUGGUUACCAUCGGCAUAGGAUUUGUCUUUUUUUUCCUAUCAUAAUCAGAGGCAAUGUUAUUUAACUGACGAAAUAGCUGUUGAUGUGGUUUAAAGCUAGUAAAAACUCUUUGAUUUUUGUUUCACUUUAAUAUUGGGAUGUAAACUUUUGCGUAAGCAGCUUUUGAAUAUUCAUUAUUUCAUGAAAGAUUUAGAUAAUGAUUAGUCUUUAAUCAAACUUUGCUCUCUUCAAAGAAGAUUUAAAAUUGUAUUGCAUCAAAAAUCUCACACCAAGUAUAUCUUGCUAUAUACCAUUAAAAAUUGAUGUUGAUGUUUGCAUAAUUGAUCAACUUCUGUGUUAUUUUUGUUGAAAAAAAAAUUUUGUUUAAAGUUAUUGUUUUUUUUUUUUUGGCUGUUGAUAUUUUUUUUCUUUAGUAGUUGAUUUAGACUGUCCACUUGAUUUUACAUUUGUUUCAUUUUAAUGUCUUUCAUUUUCUUCAUCACAAUAUUGGGUUUUCUUUGACAAAGUUGGCAGUUUUUAUGGUUGUUAUAAAUGUAUUGUUAAACUGUAUUUUUUUUUAACUCAUUGUCAAAUUACAUGUUUUACUCCAUUUGGAGAGAAGAAUAGGUUGAAGGCAAAAGUCAGUACAUCCAACUAUAAAAGCUUUUGAUUGGAAGUGGAAAUCAUUUAACUUAUAUAUAAAGAUGAAGAAUUUGAUUUAUUUGCUACUUUUAUAUAGUAUAUUCCAGACAGAAUAAUUUAACAUAUUAAUUUUUCUUAUAUAGAAGUAGGAGUUUAACUAUUGUUGUUUUUAAAUUACUUUUGUGUAACACAUUUUUCAUGCUGCAGUGUGUUUGGUGCCCUAUAGUCCAAUUUCUUUUGCUGGCUUGUAGGGGGGGGGGGAGAUGGUAUCUGGAACGUUUGCCUUUAGGUGCUCGGCAAACAAUGCUCAGCUCGAUUCAGGAUUUGAACUUGAGCCCCCUUGAUAGAUAGUCAAGGAUUUGCCUCUCAGCCAUGUAUCCCACAUGUUGGGAAGUAUGUUGUUUUAGUAAUGUUAAACUGUUUUUGUUAUGAAACAUCCAUAAACCACUUUUGUUUUUUUUUUAAUUGUUGUUGGGUUGUUGUUUUUUUGGAAGAUAAUUUAUUUCUUUUAUCCGAGCUACUGAAUCAGCCAGGAAAACUAGCUACGUAGCAAAGUUUAAGUCACUGAUUAACAUGCAUGACUAGAUUGACACAUGAAAUGGAUAGUAUGUAAUUAUCUUCUGUUUUGAAGUAACGUCUGUAAUCUGUAAGAUACGAAGAGGGUACUGUUUUCUUUGUUUCACGGCGAAAUAAUAAUAUAAUGAAAGAAUAAAAUAAGGGAAGUAAACAAUUUGAUGUUUGCCAAUCGGUUGAUGGAGGCAUGAAUAAAAGAAAACAUCUCCCUUUUUUUUAAAAUGUAAACAUAGGAAUGAGAAAUGUUUAGUUUAUUUAUAUGUGUCAAGAAAUGAGUGACACCAACAUUUACUGUUGUAAAUUUUGCAUGUAAUGUUAAAGAGAAACUGGAAUAUGAAUGUAUAUUUUGUGUGCUGUUUUACUAAUUGGUUGCUUUAAUUAUGUAUUGUUAUUGCACAUUGUAAAACAAACCUAAUUUCCUCACGGAUAUGAAAGGUUAUUGUUAAUAUUAUUCCUUUUAGCAUUUAGAAAUUCAUUAAUGUAAAUGAAACAAUGAAAUUUUUAUUUUCAUGGGACGGGAUUAAAUUAAAUCACAUUUUUUUUUUUUUGCUUUAUUUUAUUUUUAUAUUUAUAAGUAGACAAUAUGACUAACAGUCCUCCAAUGUGCAUCAAUGAAGUUGACCAUAGGCUUAGUGGAAAAAUAAACCACCUUUGUCAACAGAUGGUGCAUGCUUAGGUGUACAGCUAGUUAUAAUUGUCAUUAGCAUGUUCGCAAUUAGGAAUUGUUGACACUGUAAUUUAAUAUAAUUGUUCCCCCCCCCCCCCCCCCCGUCACAUUACCUGACUGUCACAGUACUGUCACCUGAUGGUUCUGAGUUCAAACCUUGCAUCUUGCAGCAAGUUUGGGCUAGAACUCAAUUUAUAUUUCUGAUUGAAUGCCUGACAUAAACAAAGAUGUGUCCAACUACCUUCAUUUCACAUAUUUACCUGCCUUUUUCCUGAAUUGGCCUGACUUUGAACUUGGUUAUGCGCUUAGCAAUUAUGUUUUUGGUCUCAAUGCUCUUAUGCUACUUCAGUAGCCAUGAAUUAAAAAUGUUAAUUUCUAUCAAUAUUUAGUCGUGUAUUACACUUCUAAGAUGGUUGUUUCUAUCUGGGGAGAUAAUAAGUAGCCCUUGAAAGUUUCCUUUCUGAGACACAUUUCUCCAGUUACCGAGAGUUGAAUCUAAAAAGCAAUACUAUAUAUUACAUUUGGCAUCAACUCGGAUGCAGGAGCCUCGAAAAGGAAAACCAUAGUAAUCACAAACUGCUAAGAUGCUCUUGAUUUUCACAGACUCAGAAAUAACAAAGAUUUACUGCUGCAGGGGUGAAUGUCUGUAUAGAAUAGAAAAAUUCAAGAAACAUGCAUAUAGGUAACCCUGCCCACCCCUGACCUAUAUGCAUGUUCAUUGUAUUUUUUUGAUUUUCCCACAAGGUUUAUUCUUGAAACCUUAAAACCAUAAGGAAGAUGGAAUAUAAAAUUAAGAGUGCCUGUUCUCCUAAAAAUAAUAGCAUUCAGAUGUGGAUCCGAAUCAUCGGCCCAAUUCUGCAGGUUUUUCAGGGGUGCCAGGUAUCUACCGACACACCUCUGGUUUUUAUACUAAUCUUAAGUAAGACAAAGAAGAAACAACAACUAGAUAUGAUGAAUCAGCUGUUAUAUUCUGAAUUGUUUUGUGCACUAGCCAAAUACAACUUUUUAAAUGGACUAUUAACUGAACACACCUUUGUUCUGAGGUCAAGGAUACUGUGUAGUAGCCUGUGUGUGAUGAAAAUGUCCAGAAUAAAUACCAUUUGUUGUUAAAAUGUGUUAUCUCAUAUCUAUUAACAUUUUAUCAGGACCACUCUGAAAUUCUAUAUGUUAAAGCCUUCUCUACUUGAUGUACAAAGUCAUAGGAUCUGUUGAUUGUGAACUCAUUUUUCUAAGUCAAAGUUUGUGCUGUCCCUUCACUAGAACUUCACUUCACUUAUGUGUUCCAUACUUGUUAUCAUUUAUAUACUCUGUUCGCAAAUAAUAAAUAUUCUAUGCUUGUUUUUUUUUUAAA
Molecule: messenger RNA, 4543 nt
Organism: Biomphalaria glabrata
Lineage: Eukaryota; Metazoa; Mollusca; Gastropoda; Planorbidae
Product: ubiquitin-associated domain-containing protein 2-like
Exons: 10
Coding region: 247-1275 (342 amino acids)
Molecular function (GO): serine-type endopeptidase activity; protein binding
Source: RefSeq, a predicted model, not a curated record